CACAGCACACCACAGAAGAAAAACUGAUCGCAACUUCCUGGGGGCGUGUUCAUUUCACACGUGAUCGAUAUAAUCCAUUGUGUACGGUUGCGUAUUUUGUCUUGAGGUCUUGUCCUGUUGAAUGCGUGCCCGAGAUUAAACGCACAAUAUGGCGGAGGCAGACCGACCAGGGAAACUCUUUAUUGGUGGGCUAAAUACUGAGACCACCGAGAAGGCUCUUGAACAGUACUUCAGCAAAUAUGGCAGGAUAAUGGAAGUUCUGUUAAUGAAAGAUCGUGAAACAAACAAGUCCAGAGGUUUUGCAUUUGUGACUUACGAAAAUCCAGGAGAUGCCAAGGAUGCUGCCCGGGAAAUGAAUGGAAAGACCCUGGAUGGUAAGUCCAUCAAAGUAGAACAAGCAACAAAGCCACAGUUUGAAUCUGCUGGACGCCGUGGUCCACCAUCUUUGCAUCCACGAAGCCGUGGUCUACCAAGAGGCCCUCGCGGAUCUAGAGGAGCACCAAGUGGAAUGAGGGGUCCACCCAGCAGAGAACCCUUUUUCAAAGGUGCGUCAUCUAGAGGUCCACCUCCACUGAAAAGGGGACCUCCGAUGCGCAGUGAUGGGCCACCACCCAAGAGACCGGCCCCGUCUGGACCCAUGGGCAGGCCUCCUAUGUCCCGUGACCGAGACCCUUAUGGACCACCCCCACCCCGUCGGGAUUCUAUGAUGUCACGGCGGGAUGACUACCCCUCACCACGGGAUGACCAUUAUUCUUCAAAAGACAGUUACUCCAGUCGGGACUACAUGAGUUCAAGGGACAGCAGAGACUAUGCUCCCCCUCCCCGUGACUAUGCUCCACCACCUCGUGAUUAUCGCGAUUAUCCCCAUUCCAGCUCCAGAGAUGAAUAUGGGUCCGUGUCCAGAGGCUACAGCGACCGUGAUGGUUAUAGCGGUGGACGAGAGCCCAGGAGUUAUGUUGAUCGACCAAGUGCAGGUUCCUACAGAGACCCCUAUGAUGGUUACGGUAACUCACGCAGCGCCCCACCCUCAAGGGGCCCCCCACCAUCCUACGGUGGGAGUGGCGGAAGCAGUCGCUAUGACGACUAUGGCAGCAGCUCCCGGGACGGAUAUGGCAGUCGUGACAGUUAUCCCAGCAGUCGGAGCGAACCAUACUCCGCUAGCCGCAGUGAGCGAAUGGGCAGGCAGGAGCGGGGGCCAGCUCCCCCCCUCGAGAGAGGCUAUCCUCCUCGGGAGUACAGCAGUUCCAGCCGCGGGGCACCUCGUGGUGGUGGCCGCGGAGGCAGCCGGGCCGAUAGAGGGAUUGCUCGAAGCCGAUACUGAGAAAGGACUACUUGGAAAUGACAAAGUGAAAGGGCUCAAGCCCUCAAGCUCAAAAUCAUUCAAAGCGUGAAAAGGACGUGUACCAUUGAAGAGGAUUUUUUUCCCCCCUUUUUAAAGACUGCAUUCUAUGGACACCCAAGCUUCAGAUCUGCGCAAUCCUCAAAAUGUCAGUUUAUUUUGACUAUGUGUUUAAGUGAUACAUCUUUAUCGUUCUUCUUGCCCAUUUCCCAUUUAAUGGUACUGUUGCCAAUUUAAUUGACUUGCGUGUUAGUUUUUGUAUUAUAGUGCUGUUAACCUUGUAAUGCCCUGGAAUGUGGCUUUCAACUAUCAAUAAAGUUUUUAAACUAAGA
Molecule: messenger RNA, 1671 nt
Organism: Sardina pilchardus (European sardine)
Lineage: Eukaryota; Metazoa; Chordata; Actinopteri; Clupeiformes; Clupeidae
Gene: rbmx
Product: RNA binding motif protein X-linked
Exons: 9
Coding region: 149-1321 (390 amino acids)
Biological process (GO): positive regulation of mRNA splicing, via spliceosome
Cellular component (GO): spliceosomal complex
Molecular function (GO): RNA binding
Source: RefSeq, a predicted model, not a curated record